AAAUGGCGCCACCUCGGAAGUGGCCGAAGCGCCAGAAGUUGCCGAAACAGGUCCGGAAGCUGCCGAGCGAGUCCGGAAGUUGCCGAAACAGAGCAGCGGGUGAGGAGGAUGGCGGAUGUCAUCGCGAGCCUCCGGGAGGACGGAAUCCAAAAGCGUGUGAUACAGGAGGGUCGAGGAGAGCUCCCUGACUUUAAGGAUGGAACCAAGGCCACGUUCCACUACCGGACUCUGCGCAGCGACGAGGUGGGCGUCGUGCUGGAUGACAGCCGUGUGCACGGCAAGCCCAUGGAGCUCAUCGUGGGCAAGAAGUUCAAGCUGCCCGUGUGGGAGACCAUCGUGAGCACCAUGCGUGAGGGGGAGAUCGCCCAGUUCCACUGCGAUGUCAAGCACGUGGUCCUGUAUCCGCUCGUGGCCAAGAGUUUGCGCAACAUCGCAGCCGGCAAAGACCCCCUGGAGGGCCAGCGGCACUGCUGCGGCAUCGCCCAGAUGCACGAGCACACUUCCCUGGGCCACGCCGACCUGGACGCCCUGCAGCAGAACCCCCAGCCUCUCAUCUUUGACAUUGAGAUGCUCAAGGUGGAGAGCCCUGGCACCUACCAGCAGGACCCGUGGGCGAUGACGGAUGAGGAGAAGGCGAAGGCGGUGCCCGUCAUCCACCAGGAAGGCAACCGGCUGUACCGCGAGGGCCUCGUGAAGGAGGCCGCCGCCAAGUACUACGACGCCAUCGCCUGCCUCAAGAACCUGCAGAUGAAGGAGCAGCCUGGGUCCCCGGACUGGAUCCAGCUGGACCAGCAGAUCACACCGCUGCUGCUCAACUACUGUCAGUGCAAGCUGGUGGCCCAAGAGUACUACGAAGUUCUGGACCACUGCUCCUCCAUCCUCAACAAGUAUGAUGACAACGUCAAGGCCUACUUCAAGCGGGGCAAGGCGCACGCCGCCGUGUGGAACACCCAGGAGGCCCAGGCUGACUUCGCCAAGGUGCUGGAGCUGGACCCCAGCCUGGCACACACCGUGAGCCGGGAGCUCCGGGCCCUGGAGACACGGAUCCGGCAGAAGGACGAGGAGGACAAGGCCCGCUUCCGGGGCAUCUUCUCCCACUGACAGGUCCGGCCCACCCCGCCCAGCCCGCCGCCGCCAGCCCACCCGCCCCACUGCAUCGUGCUUCUCUGUACAUAAAGGCCUUAU
Molecule: messenger RNA, 1185 nt
Organism: Phyllostomus hastatus (greater spear-nosed bat)
Lineage: Eukaryota; Metazoa; Chordata; Mammalia; Chiroptera; Phyllostomidae
Gene: AIP
Product: aryl hydrocarbon receptor interacting protein
Exons: 6
Coding region: 109-1101 (330 amino acids)
Molecular function (GO): protein binding; peptidyl-prolyl cis-trans isomerase activity
Source: RefSeq, a predicted model, not a curated record